Messenger RNA from Paramormyrops kingsleyae, 5264 nucleotides. The record is from RefSeq and is a predicted model, not a curated record. Lineage: Eukaryota; Metazoa; Chordata; Actinopteri; Osteoglossiformes; Mormyridae.
GUCUCGUUUGUUUCAAUUGCGGCUUCGAUUGCGCACUGUAUCCUUGCCACGCAGAAACGGCGAAUGCUGGCAGUUUACGGUGAUGCUGCGCAUACCGGCGACACAUCGCCGGGAUACAGCAGCGAAGCAAACACAUGCACGCACACACACAUACACACGUGUUCCUGCACGAUAGCCAACCGGGAUCGCACGGCCUCGGUACUAACGCCGAGAUCCCCAAGUCCCCUCACACGCGUCAGGAUUCCCUGAUAGCUAGCUCCCCUCGUCAUAUGAUCGCCUCCACGUCCGGACCCUCCCCCGACAAGCUACCCCGCUUCCAGCUCAUCGGCGCCUGCAGUGGACAGAAGAAUGAGUGACCAGGGGAAGGGCUCGGCGUCCUCGACUGCUGGCGUCCCGGCUCCGGGAUCGGACACUUAUAAAGGCUGGCUCUUUAAAUGGACUAACUACUUAAAAGGUUACCAGCGGAGAUGGUUCGUCCUCAGCAAUGGCCUUCUAUCAUACUACAGGACCCAGGCAGAGAUGGCGCACACCUGCCGGGGCACCAUCAACCUGGCCACCGCGCACAUCGACACAGAGGACGCCUGCAACAUCGUCCUGAGCAGCGGUGGCCGCACCUACCACCUGAAAGCAAGCUCCGAGGUGGAGCGCCAGCGCUGGGUCACAGCUCUGGAGCUAGCCAAGGCUAAAGCCAUCCGCAUGAUGCAUGACCAGUCUGAUGAUUCUGGGGACGAGGAGCCUGCCUCCCAGUCAGACAGAAGUGAGAUUCAGGGUACGCUGAAGACUCUAGCCAGCAAGCUUGAUGACCUGAGCACCUGCAACGACCUGAUUGCCAAGCAUGGUGCAGCUCUGCAGCGCUCCCUGAGUGAGCUCGAAGGCUUACGUGUGCCCGUGGAGGGUGGGGAGAAGAUCAAGGCCGUCAACGAACGGGCCACGCUCUUCCGCAUCACCUCCAAUGCUAUGAUCAAUGCUUGCCGCGACUUCCUGGACCUAGCGGAGACGCACAGCCGGAGAUGGCAGCGCGCCCUGCAGCAUGAGCGUGAGCAGCGAAGCCGCCUGGAGGAGACCAUCGAGCAGCUGGCCAAGCAACACAACACCCUGGAAAGGGCCUGGAGGGAGGGUCCUCCACUGACAGCCAACACACCUGCCAUCGCUCCCGCCCCGGCCAAGGGUGGCGUAACCGAUUCUUCGAACUGUCAAAUUCUGCGUUACGUACCCCGAGCCCUCGGGCGGGCCGCCAGUUGGGUUCCAGUUUCCACUGCAGCUGCAGCUGAUGCUGUCCUCGUGCUUCCAGAACGUUCUGGGCGCUGCAUAGCGAGAUACCAAGGCUGUAUCGACCAAAAAAGCCCACCAGGUCCCACCUUUGGCAGCGAACGGCCACAGAAAGGGGAAGCGAGCGACGAAGAUGAGGAUACGGAGUACUUUGACGCCAUGGAGGACGCGCCUGCCUUUAUCACCGUGACCGCCACAGACCACACCCAGCACAAACGAUCCGUAAGCAACCUGAGCGGAGCAAGUGGAGGUCACCCCAGCGACUGGAACCAUGACGACAACGUGUCCCCCACCUGUAACGACUCCUCGGCAGGGAAGGAGCUGCGCAGAAGCAGGCGAAGCCGCAUCCCGGACAAGCCCAACUACUCACUCAACCUGUGGAGCAUCAUGAAGAACUGCAUCGGCAAGGAGCUCUCCAAGAUCCCCAUGCCCGUGAACUUCAACGAGCCACUGUCCAUGCUGCAGCGGCUGACGGAAGACCUGGAGUACCACGAGCUGCUGGACAAGGCGGCGCGCUGUGACAGCUCCCUGGAGCAGAUGUGCUAUGUGGCGGCCUUCUCUGUGUCCUCCUACUCCACCACUGUGCAUCGCACAGCCAAGCCCUUCAACCCGCUACUGGGGGAGACCUAUGAGCUGGACCGGCUGGAAGAGUAUGGCUAUCGCUCCCUCUGUGAGCAGGUUAGCCACCACCCCCCAGCGGCGGCCCACCACGUGCAGUCACUGCGUGGCUGGUCACUGUGGCAGGAGAUUACCAUCAGCAGCAAGUUCCGUGGAAAAUACCUGUCCAUCAUGCCUCUGGGCGCCAUCCACCUGCAGUUCCACGCCUCGGGGAACCACUACGUGUGGCAUAAGGUCACAUCCACUGUGCACAACAUCAUCGUGGGGAAACUGUGGAUUGACCAGUCGGGGGACAUCGACAUCGUCAACCACAAGACCAAAGAGACCUGUCAGCUCAAAUUCUCCCCGUACAGCUAUUUCUCUCGGGAUGUCCCACGCAAGGUCACGGGCAUGGUGAUGGACACCGACAGCCAGGCACACUACAUUCUCUCCGGCACGUGGGACGACAAGAUGGAGAGCGCUAAGAUUGUGCAGAGCAGCCGUGGUAACAGCGGCUCCGAGGGCAAGCAGAAGACCGUCUACCAGACCCUGACACCCAAGCUGCUCUGGAAGAAGUACCCCCUGCCGGAGAACGCAGAACAGAUGUACUACUUCUCCUCACUGGCGCUGACGCUGAAUGAGCCCGAGGAGAGUAUGGGGCCCACGGACAGCCGCCUGCGGCCCGACCAGCGUCUCAUGGAGGCCGGCCGCUGGGACGAGGCCAACGUGGAGAAGCAGCGGCUGGAGGAGAAGCAGCGGGCCGUCAGGAGGAGGAGGGAGGCCGAGGCCAACAGUGCACUCGAGGAGGGCCGUGAGUACGAGGGCUACGAGCCUGUCUGGUUCAAGAAGAGGACGGAUCCCGCCACCGGGGAGGCCAGCUUUGUUUACGCUGGCGGCUACUGGGAGGCCAAGGAAAAACAGGACUGGAGUCGAUGCCCUCAGAUCUUCUGAGCUCCCCCCGCCCCCCAACAUUACCGUCCCCUCCCCUACUGAAUGCUAUGGACUGGGUCGUCACCAGUAGCGGGAAGGCGGGGUCUCUCUACCGUGAAUGGACAUAUAUGUCAGAUAUAUAUAUGUGCGCCAAACUUUCGCUGUCAAACUGGAGACCAGGAGGGGGCGCCCCUAUAUGACCUUUUAGUGACUCUGCAACAGGCUCAUGUUUUACAGACGUGUGCCCGCGCACGGAUUGGGGUUCUGACUCUCGGAGCAAAGCUUAUUCUGUCUGGGACAUGGCCCGCCGAAGCUUCCAGAAGAUCAGGUACUUCACUGUGUGUAUUUCCCACACUGCACCACUUUGUGCAGCACUGCGCAGGCUGCAAAGUCCCACUUUAGCUCAAGCAAGUUUGCAGUGUGUUGCUGAAGACUAAUUGAAGCCAAGCCACAACUGGUCCUGCUUCGCCCUUGCCAGUGUGCAGUGGGAGGGUGGGCCUGCUGUUCACUGACGGAAGAGGCAUGGUAAACCAAAAAAGGGAUUUAACAUUUUAGCCUUUUUGUAUGUCUUCCACAAAUGGAAUAUGAUCGGGAUCUGAGCCUGCCCAACUUGAGGAGCUCAAGAUUAUUAUUAUUUUUUUUUUUUAAGUACUAGGGUUUGCUGUUGUGGAUGAUGUUACUAAACUUGCUGAGAACAAACAGGUAAAAUGUGACCCCCCCCAAUAAUUUCUUCUCUACGUCAUGCCCUAAACAAACCACUCAAACUGAAGAUCCCAGCCCCCUCUCUGCACCCCUCCCCCAACCUCCUUCAAAAGGAUGGUUCCACCCUUCAUAGUAGGUUUAUUUGUGAUGGUUGCCAUGGCUUUAGACUAUGUCACAACUGUAGUAUGAAAUUCAAAGCUCAUAUUUCAGAACUAUUUACCUGCUUUAUUUUACAUUGUAACAACGAUAGUAACAAGAUGCUAAUGAAGUGGAUUACCUUGGUACAAUCCAGUUAUUUUACCCAUCAUGAGAAAUGAAGUACUAAUUUUAAAUAAUAGUGGCCAAGGUUAACAUAUAUUGUAUUUUUAUGCACCUAUGUGCAUAUAUUUUUACAAAAAAUAUUUAAUCUUUUUGCCCAUCUUGUACGUAUAAUCAUGUAAAAAUGUGUGUCAAAUAUUUUCCCAAGCAGGAAAUUAACUGUAAUUUGUAACUUUCUCUGAACCUUCCUUGAAACUUUAGACUGGUCACCAACACUAACACAGUAUUACUUACCCAAGGUGCCACUGACCCUGGUCACCACUGAGGAAGCUAUAGCUAACCAGUCCUAAGAAGGUGAUUUGAAAAAGUCACAACCAUAUUACCUGUCGAGUGAUUGAGUGUGUACGUGUGUGCUUGUGCGCGUGUGUGUAUAAACCCGCUUUGAUCCAUUUUAUCCCCUUUGGCAUCAUGAUACUUGAUGGCCAUAAAAAAGAUACUAAUAUACACCGUAUAUAGAUUGAAUCCGCUUUUUUAACAAAUUGAAGUGUAAAUUAUAAAUGUAAAUUGACUUAAGAUUGGCUUACUUGGUUGGAAGUAAAGUUUGGGUGUCACAUGUAUUUCAUUGCAUUUAAAAUGAUCUGCAGUUAUUACACUAGUGAGUUGGGCUUUCAUUUAGUGAGACAUGAUAAGCACGUGAAUGAAAAACAGGUGAAUGGAGACCAACCCGAAGAGAGACAAUAUAGUUACUGACAUCUGUCUGUGACAAGAUAAAGGAAACAGAUACUGAAAAACACUCAGGUGUGACCUCACCUUAAUCUGUCUGUCUUGCUUGAUGAAAUACCACCCUGUGUUUACAUGUUGGUUUCUUUUAUUAUAAAUUUGCGAUAUAGAUUGAGGAGGGUUUUUUGUUUAGAAUGCCUGUCUGGCUGCGCAUUAAUUGUGAGUUUUGUGUUCAUUUCAGUUCAGUUCGGUACUCAAGCACAUCACACUAAAUAAGAUCCUGACAGAUAAACCACAGAGAGAACUGCAUACAAUUUGUAGUGUUAUAGAAUAGGAACUUAUCAAAAUGAAAUAGGAUGAUGUUUUUGUAAAAUUAGUUUCCUUUCUUUAAAGUAAGCAAACCACAAUCAGCAUAAUCUUCUGUGCUAUUUGUACAUACCUAAUAAAUAUCUUACCAGAAGGGUGUUUGGUCAUGCCCUUGAGGUUUUUACAGGUUUUCACUGUGUACCAAUGCUCAGUUAAAUGAGAAAUCUCAUUUUGACAGAAAAUAACUUUUGAGUAAGAAGUACCAGACUGGUUAGUUUGGUGUUUUAUCUUAAGUUCAGACGUCCACAUUGCUCUCUGUGGAAAUGCCCCUUAACUGAGCAUCGAGGCAAAAAGGAAACAUCGUAGCCCCAGACCGUGACCGCACACCCUCCUCUUAACAGUAUGUGGUGUGCUACUGUCAGGGAUGGAUGUAACUUACAAAGAUAAUUUACUUUUUCAAUGUAUUAAAUUUUAAUACUAAA